AUUGCGUUGUUAUACUAAUCUGGCUACUAGAGUAUACCCUAUACUCGCCAUGGCCGACACCAUCGAAAACUCCAAACACCUCUCCGAUGCCUCUCCCCCCCUCGUCGACGAGAAAUAUGGCACGAUCCGUGCUCUGGUCGCCGCCGACCUGCUCGAUGAGCGCUACCAGCCGACCCAGCGUGGCCUCAGCAACCGCCAUGUGCAGAUGAUGGCUCUGGGAGGAACGAUUGGCACCGGUUUGUUUGUCGGUUCGGGCGCCGCGCUGGCCGUCGGCGGGCCGGCCAGCUUGUUGAUGGGAUAUAUCUUCAUUUCGGUGCUUGUAUACUCGUUGGUGACCGCCAUCGCCGAGGUGGGGGCCUACAUGCCCGUCCACGGCGGCACCAUGAGCUACCACGGUUACCGCUACGUCUCGCGCAGCCUGGGCUUCGCCAUGGGAUACCUCUACUGGUACUCGCUCGGCAUCUUGGUUCCCUACGAGAUCACCGCCGCCUCGCUGGUCAUCGAUUACUGGAACCCCAAUGUCAACAUCGCCGUCUGGAUCACCAUCAUGCUCGUCGUCAUCGUCGCCCUCAACUUCUUCCCCGUCAAGGUGUACGGCGAGUCCGAGUUCUGGUUCGCAGGGUUGAAGAUCAUCACCCUCCUCGGCCUGCUGAUGUUGUCCUUCAUCCUCUUCUGGGGCGGUGGGCCCAACCGUGAGCGCCUGGGCUUCCAUUACUGGAAGGACCCGGGGGCGAUGAACACGUAUCUGGUCUCGGGCGACGCCGGCCGCUUCGUCGGCUUGCUCAAGUCGGUCGUCUCCAGCGCCAUCGCCUUCAUCUUCGCCCCGGAGCUGAUCAUCAUCAGCGGCGGCGAGAUGGAGUCCCCCCGCCGCAAUGUCCCCCGCGCCGCUCGCCGGUACAUCUACCGUCUCGUCUUCUUCUACAUCUUCGCCGUGCUGGCCAUUGGCGUCAUCUGCCCGUCCAACGAUCCCAUCCUUACCUCCGGCCACGAAGAUGCCCGCGCCUCCCCCUUUGUCGUCGGCAUCAAAAAUGCCGGCAUCCCCGUGCUGGACAGCAUCGUCAACGCCGCCGUGCUCACCUCGGCCUGGUCGGCAGGCAACUCCUUCCUGUACAUGUCCUCGCGCUCCCUGUACGGGCUGGCCAUGUCCGGCAACGCACCCUCGGUCUUCAAGACCUGUAACCGCUGGGGAGUCCCCUACCUGGCCGUCGCCGCCUCGGCCGUCUUCUCGCUGCUUGCCUACCUGUCUGUGGGCAACUCCUCGUCCACCGUCUUCUCCUGGCUAGUCAACUUCACCAACACCUCGGGCUUCAUCUCGUGGAUGUGCUGCUGCAUCGUCUACUGGCGCUUCCGCACCGCCGCGCGCACCCAGGGCAUCGAGCUGCCCUAUCGCUCGCGCAUCCAACCCUUUGGGUCCUGGUUCGGCUUCGGCGGCGCGCUGACCCUGUGCCUCAUCAACGGCUUCACCGUCUUCUUCCCCUCCCAGUGGUCCGUCUCCAGCUUCUUCACCGCCUACAUCGGCAUCCCGGCGUUUCUGAUCCUGUACGCCGUGCACCGCAUCAUCUACUGGUCCGACCCGUGGGCCUGGCGACCCGAGGACGUCGAUCUGCAGACGGGAUUGCAGGAGAUCGAGGCGGCCGAGCGGCCUCCGCCUGUGCGCGACACCUGGUGGAAGAAAAUGAUGGUGGUUAUCGAUUAGAGCAUACUAGUUCACGCCCUAUUCUAGUUCAAUUGACCCUUUUAUGAACAUUCCAUAUCCAUAGAAAUUAUUUACAAUCAAACCCCUUAUUUAAUGCUGUCUUCUCAUAUCCUCAGCUGUGUCGGCUAUUUUUCCUUAUAUUGACUGCUGUCGAGGUCACAUCAGGACUAGUCCGUAGUCACGUUCAGCGCUUUCCUCCUCCCUUUUCUUCAGCUUCAACUUCACCUCUUCUCUUCUCUUCUCUCUUCUUUUCUCUCUUCAACCCAUCUCUCCAUCUCUCCAUCUCUCCAUCUUU
Messenger RNA from Penicilliopsis zonata CBS 506.65, 1991 nucleotides. RefSeq lists its product as hypothetical. Bases 50 to 1696 code for a protein of 548 amino acids. Gene Ontology annotation, cellular component: membrane. The transcript has a single exon. The record is from RefSeq and is a predicted model, not a curated record. NCBI's taxonomy places the organism in Eukaryota, Fungi, Ascomycota, Eurotiomycetes, Eurotiales, Aspergillaceae. Gene Ontology annotation, molecular function: amino acid transmembrane transporter activity. Gene Ontology annotation, biological process: amino acid transmembrane transport.